Messenger RNA from Malaya genurostris, 3000 nucleotides. It is a transcript of the gene Wnt6, whose product is annotated as protein Wnt-6. Lineage: Eukaryota; Metazoa; Arthropoda; Insecta; Diptera; Culicidae. Gene Ontology annotation, biological process: multicellular organism development; neuron differentiation; canonical Wnt signaling pathway. Bases 1297 to 2610 code for a protein of 437 amino acids. The record is from RefSeq and is a predicted model, not a curated record. Gene Ontology annotation, cellular component: extracellular region. The transcript is spliced from 4 exons. Gene Ontology annotation, molecular function: cytokine activity; frizzled binding.
GCUGAGAGCCACUAGUAGUGUUUGAAGAUCUGCCGCCGCCGCCGCUGCUGCUGUUGCUGCUGCUGCCGUUGCCAUUGCCGUCGGAUGUGGAGCGAAACUUUAGAAGGAAACAACCUAAAACCGGGACGGUGUACCGCAUCCACAUAUAGUUUGCUGGUGGGUUCUCGUGAAGAGAGAGUGUGCUUCCUGGUGCUGAGAGCGCCGAUUUUACUCCGCCGCGCGUCGAAUGAAAAUAAACCGCAGUCAGAUAAAAUCCGAAAGAUAAUUAGUAUUUAGUUCGGGAAGUGUGCUUGAACCGGCCAAAUGUACUACGCGGUAUUUCUCGGGGACAACUGUGGUGUGUAGUGAUUUUGCGCGAGAACUCUGCGUGAAAGUUUUCCGCCCCAGAAAAGACGCCGUCCGGCGUUUCGGGGUCAAGUGAAAUCCACCACUCACCGAGGUGGUCCCUUUCGCGCAAAUGGUGGUCCUCAGAUGGUGAACUGACCGCAACCGGGGCCGGGGAAACUCUUCGGGUUGGUUCACACGCAAGUGUCUCCCGGCCUCCGAAAUUAAUGUCUCCCUUUUCACCGAAAAUGACUUCCAAAGUGAAUAAUUACUCAUUGACACAGAGCGAUUGGUGGUGGGUUGCAAUCAUAAUUAAGGCCAGCAGCAAAACCACGACCCCUCGAUCGUAUAGACAGCAGGCCCAACUGAUCCUGAACACGGAAACGUAGCAUCACCAUCAGCAGCAGUGCGUGUGAUAAUAGCCGUAGGGUACGAAUUUCGCCAAAAAUAAGAAGAAAAAAACGGUUGUACCUCGAACUGGGUAGUUCAGUGCCCGUCGAAAUUGAUUACUUAGGCAAGUGACGCUUUAAAACUCGGUAUGAACAGCAAAAAUAACUAACAUUGACCGCGGAUCACGACUUAAUUAAAACUCAAUAAAACCGAUAAAAAGAAAAAGUUCAGUGAAAAUCUCGGGUGUACAAGUGAAUCCGAAGGCAGCUUACGUGAAAGUACUCGCUCGAAAAGUCGGAUGCCGUUGGAGUGCUCGGACGGACGGUGGUCAUUGAUUGUUUGUAGAACCAGUCGGUGGGUUCGGUCGGUCGAUCGCUCGGGCUAAUCGGUCGGGUCGGGUCGGAUACGGAUCGAACGGUGGUGGGGGAAAACAGUCGCUAUAGUCGCUUUUUAUAGGCUGUGAUAUUUGCUGCCACGGGGCGGCAAGUUGUGCGGUAGCACGCAAGCAGAAUCCUCCCGUGACAUACAACCGCGUACUCGUCGUCGCCAGCGGAGCACUCGGUAGCACUACAGAGUAGCAACAUGCGUUUUGUGCUGAUUGCAAUUUAUUUGAUAUUAAUUAUGCCCAUCACUGGAUCAUGGUGGGCCGAAGGCAGCAACAUUCUCCUGGAUCCAGCCCAGGUCUGCGAGAAUAAACACAAAAAAACGAAGCGGCUCACCGGGAAGCUGGCCGACAUCUGCAAGAAUGACACCUCCCUGAUGAAGGAAAUCAAACGGGGAAUAAAUUUAGGAUUUCGAGAGUGCGAGAAUCAAUUCCGUAACAAUAUGUGGAACUGUUCGUGGACGAUCAAGCGCAGCAUGCGGAGGAUAUUGAUGCGAGAUACACGCGAGACAGCAUUCGUACACGCAAUCACAGCCGCUGGAAUUACGUAUGCAGUUACGAAGGCUUGCACAAUGGGAGAUCUGGUGGAAUGUUCUUGCCAAAACCACGUGAAAAAGACCGUCCAGAGCUAUGUCAAUGGUGGACCCGAGGGCGUUACCGGAGUUACCGUGCCUAUCGCUGGAAUCGAUGGAACUGGGCCGGGAACUUUAGCUUCUGGAAAGGCUAAGGGCAGCCGUAGGCCGAACAAUGGUAGAAAGAUGAAAACACGCAAUACGAUGCUGAUCACGUCAUAUCGAAACGUCAAUAGCAAUUUUAACAACUACAACAGUAUAACGUCUUCGGCGAGAGUGAACAAAAAGGAAAUGAUCAAAUCAUUGCAAAACCAAAAAUCAAAAUCCACCGGACAAGACGGCAGCUGGGAAUGGGGUGGCUGUGAUGAUAAUGUCAACUUUGGGUUCAGAAAGUCGAAAGAUUUCUUGGACGCGAGGCUACGUAAGAAGAGUGAUAUCCGGACCCUGGUGAAACUACACAACAACAACGCUGGAAGAUUGGCCGUCAAACAGUUUAUGCGAAUGGAGUGCAAAUGUCAUGGACUAUCCGGUUCCUGUACCAUGCGAACCUGCUGGAUGAAGAUGCCUCACUUCGUCGAGGUAGGAAUCCGGUUGAAGGAACACUUCGACGGAGCUACGAAGGUGAUAGCCAGGAACGACGGUCACAGCUUCAUGCCGGACGAUCCGUCGAUCAAGCUUCCGACGAAACGGGAUCUUGUUUACACCGAAGACUCGGACGAUUUCUGCGAGCCUAAUCCGAAGACGGGUUCACUGGGUACGCACGGUCGGGAGUGUAAUGCCACUUCCAAUGGAGUCGACGGGUGCAAUCUGAUGUGCUGUGAGCGAGGACAAACGAGAAAGCAGGUUGAGGUCAAGCGAAACUGUAAGUGUAGCUUUAAGUGGUGCUGUGAAGUUACCUGCAGUACGUGCAUUGAUGUGAAAGAGGUCUACAGCUGUAAAUAGGAAUGGCCAGGUUGGCGUUUAGGUUGAUGGUAGGCUAGGUAGACGAUUGUAGUCGCUGCAUUUGUUUCUAGUUGGCAAAAACGUUUCCUAGAAGAACUCUCCAAGUGAACCCGGCAAGACUGAUCGAAGUGACAACAGCAGAUGAAGGAGGAAUUUUUAUUUAAAAAAAAUCAGUUAUAAUGUCUGUAUAGAUUGAAUUGUUUAGGAACUGGAAUCAAAUUGAUUGAAAAAUAAAACUUGUUGUGUUAUAGCAGUGCAACUUACCAGAUCUUUGAAUAAGCUUUAAUCAAACCGUAGCUGUGUAAAGCUUCCAAGAAAGCAGCGCUAUUAAAUAGAGUAUUAACGCAAUAUUUAUUGUUAAGUGUGGAUAAAUCUGGGCUUGUAAAACUU